Molecule: messenger RNA, 1328 nt
Organism: Ipomoea triloba (trilobed morning glory)
Lineage: Eukaryota; Viridiplantae; Streptophyta; Magnoliopsida; Solanales; Convolvulaceae
Product: U2 small nuclear ribonucleoprotein A'
Exons: 8
Coding region: 94-957 (287 amino acids)
Biological process (GO): mRNA splicing, via spliceosome
Molecular function (GO): protein binding; U2 snRNA binding
Source: RefSeq, a predicted model, not a curated record
GAAAAACCCUUUUCAGUUUUCAGGCUGUAUAUUGAAGGGUUUUGCUCCAUCUUCCCUUCAGCACUGCGAAGAAGAGAAGAGAAGAGAGAGAGAAUGGUGAGGCUAACGGCGGACUUGAUCUGGAAAAGCCCUCAUUUCUUCAAUGCUAUUCGCGAGCGCGAGCUAGAUCUCCGAGGCAAUAAGAUUCCGGUUAUAGAGAACUUGGGUGCUACUGAGGACCAAUUUGACACUAUUGAUUUGUCGGACAAUGAGAUAGUUAAGCUUGAGAAUUUUCCCUAUCUUAAUCGGCUCGGGACAUUGUUGUUGAACAACAACAGAAUUACUCGCAUCAAUCCGAAGAUUGGAGAGUUUUUGCCGAAACUGCAUACCUUAGUUCUUACUAACAACAGGCUCACUAAUUUGGCUGAAAUUGAUCCGCUGGCAUCCCUCCCGAAGCUGCAGUUCCUGAGUCUGCUUGAUAAUAAUAUCACGAAGAAACCCAAUUACCGCUUGUAUGUCAUCCACAAGUUGAAGUCUUUGAGAUUGCUGGAUUUUAGGAAAGUAAAACAAAAGGAGCGCAUGGAGGCAAAUAAUCUAUUUGCUUCUCAAGAAGCUGAAGAACAGGCUAAGAAGGAGUCAGUGAAGACAUUUGUACCUGGUGAGGUUCCAGCCACUCCUGAGGUGCCAAAGGAAGAGCAAGCACCUAAACCAACUGCACCCACACCAGAGCAAAUUAUUGCGAUUAAGGCUGCCAUUGUAAAUUCCCAAACUCUUGAAGAGGUUGCAAGGCUUGAGCAGGCUUUAAAGUCUGGCCAGCUUCCUGCAGAUCUCAUCAUUGGUGAUGAUGAUGCUGGCUCUAAGAAGGAUGAUGCUAAAGAAGAUAAAAUGGUUACAGAUGGUGAGGAUCAAGCUAAUAAUGAGCAGGGAGAUAGUGUCACUGAACAAAACGAUGGUCCUACAGAAAUGGAGCAGGAAUAAGUUUCAAGAAUAGGUGGUGUGUUGCCAGGACAAUUUUACACAUGCUAUCAUCUAUCAGUCCUAUAAGGCUAAUGGUUCUGCUAGAUGUGGAGCUUCACUUUUGUGACAAAUGAGGUUUAUUAGACUGCAUAGCUUAAGCCACUGCCUUCUGGUGUAUUAUUAAGACCCAUUUACAUUCCUUUUACAACUACUAAAACUUUUACCUUGCUUUGUAAUCAACCGAUGCUGGCCUUGCGAAGUUGCACUCUUACUGGCCUGCAAAGAAACUGUAUCGCUAGUGUUUUACAUUUACCGGUAGAAUGAUUUGCUCUUUGUACAAAAGAUUAUGAAACUCAUUGUCUUGAUUUUGGAAUUAACAGAACAUUCAAUUA